AGAGAGUCAGGCAAGACUUGGAAGAUGAGAGCAAAAGACUCACAGAAAAGAUAGAAAGGGUUGAUGCAAUGAAGAAUACCUGGUCAAAGGAGGAAGCCGAUCUUAAGAAAACAAAACUGCAGCUACAACAAGAAAAGUCAACCAAAGAAAAUGAACUACUGGAGCUGAGGAGACAACAGCAGCAAAAAAGUGUGUUCCUCAGCAAGGAGUCUCAAUUGCUGUCACAGAAAGCAGAAAUUGAACGUCAGAAAAAGAUGCAAUUGGGUCAUGAGCUGUCCCUUUUUUAAACCAAAAUUCUUUCGGAAAAAGAUGCCAUUUAUGAGAAGGAAAGAAAUAUUAGGGAGCUGCAGUCUCGUGUCAAUCGAGAAGAACGCAACCAAGAGACACAGAUGAGGGAGACAAAUGUUUCCACAAAAAUUUCUAUCCGGGACCCCGAUACGGGUAAAGAAAUGUCUCCCUAUGAAGCUUAUAAAAGGGGCAUCAUAGACAGGAGUCAAUAUAUCCAACUGCAAGAAUUAGAGUGUGACUGGGAAGAGAUUUCCACCAUGGGUUCCAGUGGUGAAAUUUCUGUCCUUUUGGAUAAGAAGAGUGGCAAACAAUAUUCCAUUGAGGAUGCCCUAAGGACCAAGAAAGUCACCAAAGAAGAAUUACAGAUGUACCGUGAUGGCAAGCUCCCUAUUUCUGAAUUUGCCCUUCUGGUGGCUGGAGAAAAGCCCCCAUCGCUCUCAAUUGGUUUAAUAAUUGGACCCAAACCCCCAACUUAUACUCAGUCUCGCAGCUUAUUCACACAGAGUGCUCCCAAAGUGUUUCACGAUGACACCUUCCCAAUUGCUGGCAUAUAUGACAAAAGCACAGACAGCAAAUGCACAAUCAGAAGUGCGUUAACAAGGAAAAUACUAGAUGCUGAAACUGGUCAGAAGAUGCUUGAAGCCCAGGCAGCCACUGGUGGUAUCAUUCACAUUAUGAGCAAAGAGAGAUAUUCAGUUCAUAAAGCUAUAGAGAGGGGCCUGAUCGAUAGCAGUAACACACAGAGUCUGCUCCAUGCACAGAAAGCCUUCACAGGUGUAGAGGAUCCGGUUAGCAAAAAGCGAUUAUCUCUUGGAGAAGCUGUUCAGAAGAACCUAAUGCCUAAAGAGAAAGCUUUACCAUACUUGAUUGUCCAGCAUCUCACAGGAGGUCUCAUCGACACAAAACAAACAGGCCGAAUCCCAGUUUUUGAGGCAGUAGAACAGGGUCUGGUGAGAAGGAUCUUGUUGACCCUGUCACCAAGGAGAAAAUAGAUUAUAAAGAAGCCAUUUCUCGAUGCCA
Xenopus laevis (African clawed frog) is the source of this 1308-nucleotide messenger RNA. Its product is annotated as envoplakin-like. The record is from RefSeq and is a predicted model, not a curated record. Lineage: Eukaryota; Metazoa; Chordata; Amphibia; Anura; Pipidae. The transcript has a single exon. The coding region runs from base 390 to 1280 and encodes 296 amino acids.